CUACAACGCCCACCAGCAGGAGAUCACCGAGCAGGCCAAGAAGGACUUUGUGGAGCUGCUCCUGGAGCACAUCGAGACGUUUGAAGACUUUGACAUGGAGAAUGUCAACGCUCACAUGGAGGCCAUCAUCCAGCACAAUCUCCAGAAGGAAGAGAGGUACAAGAACCUAGAUGGUCUCACCCACGAUCGGAGGCUACUACUGAUGAAGCAUGUCGCCUUCGUGGACAACCCUUGUCAGCAAACCUGCCCCUUCCAGCACCGAUGCAUGGACGCGCUGAUCAACACUUUGCUGGAGCAACGAGUGCCCUGGUGCACAGAGAAGGACCAGCAAGACCGGUGGUCCGAACCGAGCUCCAAGCUCAACCUGGUCAUCCUGGGAGAGAACGGCCUAGCCGACGAGUUGGCCAACGAGAUCAGGGCCCAGUCCGUCCAGGAGGAAUAUACAUUGGACAAUGUGAUUUACUCCCUGGAGCUGCGACCCAUCGACGGGGAUGUUGAGAGACCUCAGAACAGCCUGCAAACCGUGGACUUCACACCCCAAGGUUGCAUAUGCACCUUCAGUUCCCUGGACGAUCUGGGCUACAUUGCUGACAGUCUGCGGAAAGGCCAUUUGCUAAUGUCCCCCGAAGGUCCGGAGAGUAUCUAUGCCACAUUGCAGCCAGAAUACCCAGUCGUCCUGCUCUUUGCACGGGACCUGUCAGUGCCAGAGUCGGAUAUUGCUCAGAUGAGAUUGGAUGUGGAGAAACUGGCAGAGAAAUUGUUCGACUGCAUCAUUAUCGAAAUGCCGACCGAAGAAACCAUCAUGUGGCAUGGGAAGAAGUUCCACAACACGCAGAUCCGCAAGUCGAUCCAGUCGAUUGUGGAGAGCCGACGGCGGUCCGGGCACGACCGAGACGACGAGUCACACGACGGCAGCCAGUGCGACCCGACCCUGAGGUAUGACAAACCCUCCCUGUACGAUACCAUCAUCCAGUCCAGCGACAAGGUCCAGUCCUUCCUGAGCAGCGGCAGCGGGAAUAACACCCCGUCCAGCCGCGGCUCGGACGAUCUGUCCGCACAGGCCCCGCUCGCGACCCGCCCCAAACUAAUCGAGUCCGAGUCUCAUUUUGAAUUCCACAGCCGGGCGGCGAAGAGAGAGCCCCUGCCGGUCAAAUGCCCCUCCGUGGGCGAAAGGCCAGGCUAUGAAGACACAAUUAGUGACGAAGAAGAAAUGGAUGAGCCCAUUUUGAGCAUCGGUAUGGCUCUCAUGUGCGGAGACCCCAACCUCCCUGAGCUGGUCCUCGGGCCCAUCGUCAGCAACGACACCUGCUGCCGUGACCUGCAGCUAAAGCAGACGGUCAACGUGGACAUGUUCCUGAACACGGUUAAGCGGCGGGUGAGCAUCGAGAUCACCUCCUUCCACCAGGCCAAACUCUACACAGAGGACGUCCACCAUGGCUACAUCCUAGUCUACUCCACCAAGCGGAGGGCUUCCUUUGAAACGCUGAAAUUCUUUGUGAAAACCGUCAGCCCCAUCCCCAUCGAGAUUGUGGCCGUGUCGGACAGCGAGAAAUUCUCCUCGGACUAUGAGAUGCAGGCGUUGAUAGCCGAGGGGAACAAGCUGGCCGACGAGACAGAGAACUGUACCUUCAUCAUGGCCGGUGCCAACUUUGGCAACCAAGCGCUGGCCUACUCGACGUUUUUCACAGAGGCAUACGAUAAGAUGGCCGAGACAGAGAUAGCCCACGAUAAUCUCUUCGGGCCGGGCUUUGACGAUGACCAGUUUGAGGAGGAGAGGCAAGCUCUGAGAACACCAAUUGAGCCACCACCGUCUGGAUUUGGAGAGAAUGUGUACGCCAGGCCGCAAGUUGUGAAAGGUGUCAUAUACCCACCUGCACAAACUGUAGUGUCCAGCACCUACAGUAGAGCAAGGGCACUCUCCGCCGGUGAAACCCCGUCAACGAUGGCACCCCCGCCAUCUUCCAGAGUGUACGAUCACCUAGUAAGACCGAGUGACAUAAAAAGUCAGCAAAAAUUGUUACGGAAUCAAGAUAGACGAAGUGAUGAAGCCUUCUACGAUCAACCUGAGAGGUUGCCGACAAGCCCAAGAAGAUAUCCUAACCACAAGAGUGAAGAACCAGUUUAUUGUGUAGUUCAGAAGGAUCGGAAGGGAGAGAAUCAGCAGCAGACCCCGAAAGAUGCCAUCGAAGAGCCUGGCCAUAGUUUGUCCAACAAAAAGCCAGGAGUGGAGCUGCCAUCCCCAGGAGCAAAGGACACUGGCGAAGAGCCCGUUUAUGGUGCAGUCCAGAAGCCGCCCAAGCAGAGACCUGAAGUGGCUCCGAGGCGGCGGAAUAGCGCCCAGUCUCAAGGCUCUAAAGAUACAGAGCCCGUUUAUGGUGUAGUCCAGAAGCCGCCCAAGCAGAAACCUGAAGUGGCUCCGAGGCGGCGGAAUAGCGCCCAGUCUCAAGGCUCUAAAGAUACAGGCGAAGAUUCUUUUCGUCGUCGUUGCAAAACAGAGGUCAAGCGUAGAUCACAGGAAGACCCCAGUCGUGCAUCAUCAGAAGAAGGGAGGCGUAAGCAUCGUAGCCUGAGCCGCAGCCUGAGCCGUUCCUCGUCCACGCGCAGCUCAGAGGCUGAGGACGAGCAAGGAAUGAUGGAUAACAUCAUUUAUGACACAAGUGGGCCGCGGAAUGGUUCUGCUCACUAUGCUUCCACACAACUCUUUGAUGUCCACUCAGGUGACCAUAUGGUCCGCAACCCCAUCUACGAUUCAGCAGAGGGCACGCCCACAGCCCGCCCCAAACCGGCCGUCCCACCCAAACCGCUGAACAUGGCUCAUUACCAACAAGUUGUCGACAAACUUAGCAAACCGCGAGACCCCCACCUCGGGGGCGGAGCUGGAUUGGUCCGACCUAACCACCUCCCCUUCACCGCCAACGCCACGACGGCCCCAGGCAGGCACGGGCACGCCCCCCGGGCGCCUUUGGCCACGCCCGAAAAGGGGGUGUUCUCGAGCCCGGUGGAGGCGCUAAAGCACGCCUUUGGUGUUGGGGAACAUGGCAACUCGCAGGAUGCUCAUUCCAGAGGGAUGAGACAACGAGGUCACAGGGUUCAUGCUGCGGACGACGGGGAUGAGGAAGCUGUCUACGCCACCGUCAAUAAGAGCAAUUUUGGCAAGGUCGUCAAUGAGUUCGAGAAGCAACUGCCAAAAGGAAACACGAGCAGCGAUAGCGACAGCAAAGGGAGCGCCGAGGCGGACCGAGACCACGCCCACCGGAAGAAGCGGGGCAGCUUCCGCAGGAAGAACAAGAACAGGGACCUGGUGCCCCCAGGCGAGUUCAACGACAACAGCCCCCUCCCCCAGGGGAACACGGAAGACCGCACCUACGACCAGGUGGUGUUCUCGCCGGGUAGUGAAGGGGUCGACCCCAAAGUCCGAACUCGGCAACUUCGGGAGGAGGAGAAAAAUCGCAAGAAGGAAGAAAAGCGAAAGCAGGCCGCCGAUAAGAAGAGGGUGAAGGCGCAGCGGCAGCAGCAGCGCCAGCAGCAGCGGCAACAGUCUAAGAAGAAGGCCAAGAAGAAGGCGCCGGCCUAUGCCCCGUACCUGGACGCCAAGCCCAAGGGUGAGGCCCUGGAGGAUAUCGUGGGUGAGGACGACCCCGUGCCCAAGUUUGUCCAGCGCUGCAUCGAGUUCAUCGAUAAAGAAGGACUCACACAAGAAGGUAUUUACCGCGUCUCCGGAAAGCAAGCUGACUGUGAUCUACUCACCACAAAGUUCAAGGAAGAUCCGAAUAUUUCCAUCUACUCGAUGGAGGUAUCCUGCCACGCCGUGGCGUCUGCCGUCAAGGCGUUCUUCAAGAACCUGCCCGAUCCCCUCAUACCGCACGGGCUGCAGUCGGAGCUGCUUCAGAUGUUCAAAGGGAAAAGUACUGAGGAAUUCCUCGACGCGAUGCCAGAAUUCUUCAACAAGCUUUCCCCCAUCAGGCUAGCCAUUCUUAGAUUCCUCAUGCAGCAUUUUGCCAGGGUGUGCUCCCACAGUGAGGUCAACAAGAUGGCGGCCCAGAACCUGACAGUCUGCUGGUGGCCCACGCUCCUCCACCCGGAGUUCAAGAGCUUGGAGGACGUGGCCAACGAGUCGCAGCUCUCGGCCUUUGUCGAGCAGUGGGUGCAGCACUCGGAGAAGCUCUUCGGCAUCGCCAAUGCCGGUCUGGAAGCCGGGGAGGACAAUGGCGAGGCAGAGUUGCCACCGCCGCCGGCACCAGAAAUCCCUGAGGAUCCCCUCUACGCCCAAGUGCAGAUACCGAACCCGCUGGUGCCCACCGAAGAGGUUAUUUAAUAUGACCUUUGACCCUUUCUGGGUCAGGGAAGCACUCGAUGUUGUAUACACUACUAGCAGCGUUUUCGGCCUGAACCCGAUCGAAUGGAAUCAUCCUGAUUAUAGGGUAAUUUAGUCCGACCUUUGGCCCUUUGAGCUCCAGACUAUUGGACAACAUGACCUCUGACUCACAGGUCAUGACUAAUGUCUUUUAAAUGUGAUAUAUUCUCCGAUUGACCUUAAAUGCCCUGGAGGUUGACUGAAGCAAAAAGCUAGAGUAACCUGCCAAGGCUCUUUGCACUGGUUACUGCAUUAGAAAGGUCAGGUAUGUUACUUCGUACUAGCGAUAUCCUCAGCAGUCUCCGGUUCCGGUCAAACAAAAUCACGGGAUUCAUUUGCUGCACGUUAAACCAAGCCCCAAAAGCCAGCCUCUCCUUUGAGGAUACUCCUCCACCAUAACGGAAUGUUUGUGGCGUACAGCUCUAAGACUUGCCUGGUCGAAGAUCUGCGUGAAAAUUGAGCCUCAAGCUCUGUGCUGUACACACCAGAGGCAAACUGGAUGGAUCCCGCUGGACUAACGGUGGAAACACCUGUGCUAGUCCGCGUCUGUGGCUCUUUCGUAACAUUAAAUGAAGUUGGUGAAAAAUGAAGGGACUUCGAACUUUAAGAGAUGCAACGACAGCCAGGUUCUUUUAAAGUUGAGAAUCAUGGUGAUCGGAACCACUGUACAUCUGCCAAGCACAAAAGGGCCUGUCUGCAAUAGGUCCCGGGAGCCAAGAGCCUUCACAACCGUCAGUAGUAGUGUCUUCCACAAUAUAUUCAAAGUACUUCACUGGGAUUAACCCAAGUCCUGCAUGCCAAGUGGGUUUACUCCACGGUAACGCUGCAUUCGUAGACGUGUAUAGUUUGUAGUGUACUGUGUUACUGCCUCUUUCAAGCCAUUAACAAUUUCUACCGUCAAAUUCCACCGAGAAGUCCAUUCAUUUGACCCAAAGAGGGGUAUGCAAUCGGAGCCCAUUUUUCCCCAAAACUCGCCAAAGCGUUCACCGUUAGGAGUCUGCGCUUCUGAAAAGUUGCCGGCUGCACUUUCCUGCCAAGCACACAAACCUUUUCAGCAAGGGAUUGGGCCGGUGAGCCAGUUCGGUUUUUCACACGAAUGAGUUCAGUUGAGAAGAAAGAAGGCUUGGGCGCGUGGGGAAGGGGGGGUUGGCGUAUGGUGAGACGGAAAGGGUGCGUACGUACCGCUGUCCGCGAAGGACCUUCGGUUUGGACAUGCACUGUUGGAAUACCAAAUUGGCUCAUUUCUUCAUGUGGGGCGGGCAGUUUGAAAUCUGAUAAGUCAUUACAGGUCACAUGACCAAUCAUGUGGCUAAUCCUCAAGUAAACUACACGGAAAAGAGACUGUAUGGAGGGAAACAAACAUUGACCGUUUUAGUGAGAAGCCUGUCUAUAUAAUUGUGUAAAAUAUUAAAAUGUUAGUUGCUAUUUUUUCAAAUUCUCUCUUACUCAGUACUCACCGAUAUUAAUAUUUGUACGUUGAAAGGAAAAACGCUUUAAACGAGAAAUCUUGGAUAGACUUAUUGAAGAUAACUUUUUUUGUAGUAAGCUGUGUACAUGUAGUUGCCAGGCUAUUGGAUUACCGGGGGGGGUUAAGGCUUAACAUGGUUGCUGCCUUGCCAGUAGGGGUACCUUAUACAGCCAGGCAGCGGUGGCUUUAUACAAUUUCUUGCUGUUCUAUUAUAAGAAAAAAGUGUUGUGUGUAUCGAGGAAAUGAAGAUUAAGUAAGGUAUGAAAAUGAGUAGAACUGUGUAUUAACAGAUAAUGGUGCAGGCUUUUAUUUUGUUCAUGCAGGAAUUCUUUCAUUCUCUAUGAAUAUUAAUGUAAUGUAAAUUGGAUUAUGCAUAUUUAACACUUGUGGGUGUGGCUUCCUUCAGUUAAAAAAUGAAUUGAAUUUGAAUAAAUCUUGUAAUACAUGUACACCAAGAUGCUAUUUUAAUGAAAAGUAUCCAGCAUUUUUUUUUGGGGGGGGGGUUCAGAGAGAAACCAUGUCAGUUCAAGCUUAAUACAAGCCAAGCUAUGUUCAUGUACUCUGUGAAUGAAUAUUUAAAACCAUUUGAAUUGUGUGGAUACAAGUGCAGUUUAUACCCAGUCAUUGAUAUGGACUUUAACUGCAAAAUUUCCUUGGGGUUUAAAUAACAAGUACGUCUAGUGUAGUCAGGAACAAGUGCUUUUAGAGGGCGCAGAAAUUCACUGGUGAAGACAAAAAUCAUGCCCUUAAAGAAUUAAGAGUGAUUGUAAGUUAACCAGAAUUAAUAUUCAUGUUUAUGAAAGCCCAGUUUAAUUUACAUACCAAGCUUUUUGUGCAUAAUUCAUAUUCAGGCGGAGUUAUAAUGAGUACUCUUAGAUGUUGACAAUGCAACCUUUGGAAGCGCAACAACCUGUCUUGCUGCCCUAAUGGGUUUUCUUGUUCCUACAAGUCUAGAUUUUAUCCGUCUGUCGUUUUAGUGCCCUGUCUGACCUAUUCAUUAGCUUUACACAGUCAACGCAAUCUGGUUUUUUUUGUUUUUGUAGUCACUUUCCUGUGCCAGAUCUCGGCUUGAAACCAGAAACGACCAGAGAGAAGUGUUCAUUUCAUAAACAAAGAAAACCUGGUACCUAAAAAUCCAGGACGACCCAGCCUCGAGUCAAGACAGUUGUUGGGAUCGGAUCGUUGACUUGAAGUCUGGUGCAACACACAUGAGGCUUGAAAAAGACUAGGGUGUAAUUCAUUCGCUGCCUGGUAACUUUGCCAACUUAGUUUGAGGGCUUGCGGUUUUCUUUUGAUAUUGGCUACCCAUUUCGGUGCCAAUAUUUAAUUUCCAUAACCGAAAAGAUUCCAUCUGGCUUUGACCACCAAGAUGGUGAAAACAUUCGAUGGGGGAGGGGAACCAGUGACAUCUGACAGAUGAUUAGAAUUCAUGCAGAUGGCCGUCAGGUGUAUUUAUUGACGGGUCUAUCGGAAUUUGCAUGCGAACCUUUAGACUACUUAAAUCAAUAACUGUAGAAAAACAGUUGGAGGCAUCUGUGCGGGCAGGCUGUGAAUCCAACCCACUAGUCUUUUUUCAAGCGUGACAUUUCUCAGAUGGGUAGACUAAAAUUGUCGCCAGAAAUGCCUUGACUAAGGCCUAAGGGAAUCUCCAAAGUGACUGGUCAGACUCAAACUGCUGCCAUCAAAAUUGGAAGAGAAAAAUUUGCGGCUCAACGAAAUCCGAGCAGUUCGACGCUCCUGACGGGAGCAAGUGCACUGUUUAAUGUCAUGCGUAAUGAAGCAUACGUAUGUUUCUCGCAUCCAAACAUUUGUGAAGUGUACGUCCUGCAUCUCGUGGUUCUGUUAACGUUAGGAGCCGCUUUCGAAUACCUUAUAGUCAUUGUGUUCUGUAUAUCUAGGCUUGGCCGACUGAUUUAUACGUUAAACCUCUCGGGAAUGAGCAGUGGAUUGACAUCACAAAAUAAUGAACAAAUUGUGUUCACCAGUGGCAUGGAUGCUUGCUGGGGUAUCACCAAUCCGCGCUUGCGUUCGUGCCCAAAACAUACCAGCUGUGACAGUUGUUAGCACUGCCGCUCUCUCCGUGGAGUUACGUCUUUCAUUUCAGUACCACUCCCAGUGGAUUUCAACCAAAGUCUUUUUGAGUCGAAACCAAUUUUUCCCCUUUCACUAAGAUGUUUUUCUUCGCUGCACACGAGUUGCGGGUAACUACAUGUAGCAAGUAGCCACAAAUGUGAUUGUAAUUUUUUUUAUUCUAAGUAAAGAGUACAAGAAAAAAUGACACAUUGAUAGUCAAAAAGUUUUCAGCAGGAAAUAAGAUCAUCCGUUUAUAUGUAUGACACUUUCAAACCUCAAUUUCAUAUUUUUGAAUGCAUUGUCAAUGACAGAGCACCAGUGUAUUGAAUGCGUAACAUUUCCAAUGUACGUUGGCAGAGCAUGCAUGGGUAAGUUUCUACGUGUUGAUUUGAAACUAUGCCAUGAAAUUACCUAGGGCAGAAAUGUUCUAUGUUUUGAAAGGAACACUAAAAAACUACAAACUUCCGAGAUGCUCCCUGAAUGCAGAUUGUAAAUCCAUCCCUUUACCAAUGACUCCAUUCUGUUCAAAUGCAAACACGCAAAACUUUUCAAAUGGAGACUUUCAUUUUUUAUAUAAAAUUUUCCUGCUCUGUAUAUAAUGUGAAGUACAUGUAUUGACAUCCGAAUGUGUUUUUCUAGGACAAAACUUGUAAACAUCUUGAAUGCGACGCUGGAACCUUCUCAUUACUAAUGGAAAAGUACAAAGUGUGUACUGUAGUUUAUUUCCUUCUAGUUGACAUCACAAGAGGAAAAUAUUUUCUCAGACUUGAUAUGUAACUCCUGAAGAUGUGGGAAAUAAAUCCUUGCCUAACAUGUUUAUUGAAA
Messenger RNA from Acanthaster planci (crown-of-thorns starfish), 8720 nucleotides. Its product is annotated as rho GTPase-activating protein 5-like. The record is from RefSeq and is a predicted model, not a curated record. Gene Ontology annotation, cellular component: cytosol. Gene Ontology annotation, molecular function: GTPase activator activity; GTPase activity; GTP binding. Gene Ontology annotation, biological process: Rho protein signal transduction; regulation of axonogenesis; regulation of cell size. NCBI's taxonomy places the organism in Eukaryota, Metazoa, Echinodermata, Asteroidea, Valvatida, Acanthasteridae.